UAUUGUUCCUCCGUUCGUGAUCUUUCAUAAUAAAACAUAUACCAAUCUUAAAACCAAAACAUUUGAAAUUAAGCACAUUUUGAAAAGGUGAAAGGGUCAUACCAAUUCCAGCUUUAACAUUCAAGUUCUAACAAAAAAGUUUUUAAUUAGUUUGAAAUACCACAUUGUUACAUUAAAAAAAACCUCUUUGAAAUAUUGCAUUUGUUCUAAAGGCUAAUUAGUUUAGGUUAGAUUAGCCAAAGUCAAUAUGCAGUCCUAUCUUGAAAAUGGUAUAUGCAUGCUUAACAUACAGCAAAACACCAUUAAAAUUUUUAAUCGAGCUGCCCAUGAACAUUGGGGGCAUUACAUGGGUCGUUGGGGUCUCAUGCGAGGAGCUUCCUUUCAGUUCAUCAUGAAGCCCCAAAGUAGCACACCGAAGCCGCCGGAUAGGGCGCCCAACUGGUUCGCCGAGUUCUGCCAGGAGUCAUCUAUCCACGGCCUGCCCUACGUGGCCCGCAGGGAUCUCCACUGGAUGGAACGCCUCUUCUGGCUGAUGAUGGUCGUGGUCUCGGCCUACUUCGCCAUCGGCAGCUGUCUCGCCCAGUGGGAGCGGUUCCGGGACAACCCGAUCGUCUACGAGUACGAGUACCUCUUCGCCCUGCGCAAUUUUCCCUUCCUCGGGGUCACCCUCUGCACCAACUACGAGACCCAGAAGGAGGUGGAUGAGAUUAUACAGGAAACUUGGGGAGUGAAUCCCGCAGAAGACCCCUCCAAAGCAGCUUACUAUGGAAACUUUCUUCGAGUGCUUAAUCGAUUGCAGUACGACUCCUUGGACCAACUAAAGCCUUUCGAGAAUGACACCAGUUUGGACAACUUGCCCUACGUGGCUAUGCUGCUGAAGCUGCAGGAGAAGGUUCUUCCAUCAAAAAAUCCUGCUGUUUUGGCCCCGAUCAUAACGGAGGUCGGUCUGUGCCAAACCACUAGCCAGCUAACCCGGUACGGAAAUCCUUUCGGCAAACAGUAAGUCUAAAUAACUAAAACAAAAACAAUAAAGUCGGUUGCACUACAACCUAAAACCCAACAAAUACCACAAGUUACACUGCUCGCCACUUGAAUAGGACACCCUGUAUGCUUCCUUUACAUCGACUCAUAACUCGAAAACGAAAUAAUAAAAUAACGGAAUUUUUGCAUAUUAUCUGUGUCCACACUUUAUUCGCUCUUUCUGGUAUAUUCCAAGAUUUGGAAUAGAACCGUUAUAAAGUUGUGUGCACUUUUUGUGAGCAUUCGUAAAAGUACAAUGAAAUUUUUGCGCCACUUGAAUAGAACAUCCAUUUUAUUUUGUCGGUAUCGUUCGCACAAACACGCCAAAUUCAAGUUACUUGGGCUUUUUCAUUUAAUUCAAGAGUAAAUUAAAUUAAAAAGUAAAAAUGGGGCGUGGCACUUCAUUAUCUGAAGCGGAGAAAGGCAAAAUCCAAGCCUACAAGGAUUCUGGCUUAUCUAUUGCCAAAAUAGCUAAAAAAAUCGACAGGAGCCGUCACGUGGUAACCAAUUUUUUAAAUAAUGAGGAUAAUUAUGGCAAAAACAUGAAGGGCCGCACUCACAGUGUACUUACUAGCGCGGACAAGCGACUUAUAAUCAGAGAAGCUUCCAAUUCGCACGACUCUUUGGCAAAGAUAAGACAAAAAUGUGACGUCAAAGCAAGUUUGACAACCAUGCGUCGAGUCAUCAAUAAUGUUCCACAUCUGAAGAGACUAAAAAUCAAGAAGAAGCCACCUCUUAACCCGGUUCGGAAGCUGCAACGCCUUGAUUUCGCUCGCGCUCAUGUGACCUGGACUUCGGAGUGGCAUCGUGUCGUCU
Messenger RNA from Drosophila ficusphila, 1836 nucleotides. RefSeq lists its product as uncharacterized. Gene Ontology annotation, biological process: sodium ion transport. Gene Ontology annotation, cellular component: membrane. The record is from RefSeq and is a predicted model, not a curated record. Gene Ontology annotation, molecular function: sodium channel activity. The transcript is spliced from 2 exons. Lineage: Eukaryota; Metazoa; Arthropoda; Insecta; Diptera; Drosophilidae. Bases 248 to 1003 code for a protein of 251 amino acids.